AUGUUCUCUCUCCGUAUAUCUAUUACCAUAGGUGUCGAACAUACUUGCGAAAGACCUGCAAUCAUAGUUUCGAGGUCACGCACCACGUACGGAAAUAGCGUGACGUCAUUAAUCAUAGCCUCCCUUUCCUUCUCUCCAUCCCAUCUCCCUCCUCUCUCUCUCUCUCUCUCUCUAUCUCUUCCUCUCUUUCUUUCUUUGUGCCUCUCUCUGAAGCGGACUAGUGCGAUAGGAUGGCGGACAAGUGCUUCUGCUCAGCGCAAACUCUCGUGGGGACGAGAAGAAAACUACACGUCAGAUGUGAAUAAAAGACCUAGUUCUUUAUCUCCUUAUUUAAUUAUUCAUUUCCUAUCUAUCUAUCUAUCUAUCUAUCUAUCUAUCUAUCUAUCUAUCUAUCUAUCUAUCUAUCUAUCUAUCUAUCUCAGUCUGUUCCUAUCUACCUAUCUUACUCUAUUUAUUAUUUAUCUAUCAAUCCAUCUAUUUUUAGUCCAUAUCUCUCUAUCUAUCUAUCUAUCUAUCUAUCUAUCUAUCUAUCUAUCUAUCUCAGUCUGUUCAUAUCUAUCUCUCUUACUCUAUUCAUUAUCUAUCUAUCUAUGUAUCUAUCUAUCUAUUUUUAGUACAUAUCUAUCUAUAUGUCUGUCUGUCUAUCUAUCUAUUUUCUAA
Messenger RNA from Acanthosepion pharaonis, 660 nucleotides. The record is from the annotation of a GenBank genome assembly. NCBI's taxonomy places the organism in Eukaryota, Metazoa, Mollusca, Cephalopoda, Sepiida, Sepiidae.